UCAUAUGGCAUAUUUUAUAUUCAGUUGGCAAGUCUAUAACAUUCUUAUAACUCUGGUCACACAUCACUCAGAAUGUUUGGUCUUCUAUGUAAACAAUUACUUUCUAAUGUAAGGAGUUUUGAGCGCGGUAUGGCUUUCUACGCAGUUGCAAAAGGACGCAAGGUAGGCAUUUAUGCUAACUGGACGCAGUGUGAGCAACAGGUGAAAGGUUUUAAGGGCGCUAUCUACAAAAAGUUCAACACACGCCAAGAAGCGGAGGAGUUUGUAAAUCCAAAUCAGUCUGGAGCAUGUCAGAAUUAUGCGGCAGAGGCUGUAAGUAAGCAAGAGCAGCAUACAGACAAUGCAGAUUAUUGGCCAGAAGAUGUAGAGCACACAGAAGAUGCUGUUACUGAGGAGGAUUUGAUGGCGGCAAUGAACGAAGUCGAAGGCUUCACUACCAGCGCCACCGGCCCUAAGCGCAAAGCGUAUGAUGAUGGUACGGCAUUGUCUAAAUCUAAACACCCUCGCCAUGUCUGCAAAGUUGAGGAAAUAGUUGCACUUAAGCAAAUUGGUGGACAUGAAUUUUCCCUUGAUUCUGGGGGUUAUGUUAUUGUAUAUACAGACGGUUCCUGCUUAAAUAAUGGACGUACCAAUGCUUGUGCUGGCUUUGGUGUUUAUUUUGGUGAUGAUCAUGAACUAAAUGCAGCCAAGCCUGUGUUGGGACGCGUUACAAAUAAUGUAGGCGAAAUACAAGCCGCCAUAUAUGCUAUUAAGACAGCUUUAGAUUUAGGAAUUGAAAAACUUAGCAUUUGUACGGACUCACAAUUUCUGAUCAAUUCCAUAACAAUGUGGGUGCCGGGUUGGAAACGACGUGGCUGGCGUCUAAAGAACAACGAGCCUGUAAAGAACGUAGCCGAUUUUAAAGAAUUGGAUGAACUGUUGCAAAAUGAUGAAAUUAGAGUAAAAUGGAACUAUGUUGAAGCACAUAAAGGUAUUAAGGGUAAUGAAAUGGCCGACAAGCUGGCACGUGAAGGGUCACAGAUAUACAAAGAGUUAAAUCGUAAGCGAGUUUGAUUGUAACUAAAUUGAAAUGUAUACAUUGGGCGCCACAAGGAUUUCAUCAAGUUGGCAGCUUAAUAAAUUUGACAAGUUGACAGCACUCCC
Drosophila busckii is the source of this 1143-nucleotide messenger RNA. It is a transcript of the gene rnh1, whose product is annotated as ribonuclease H1. The coding region runs from base 73 to 1053 and encodes 326 amino acids. The record is from RefSeq and is a predicted model, not a curated record. Gene Ontology annotation, biological process: DNA replication, removal of RNA primer. Gene Ontology annotation, molecular function: nucleic acid binding; RNA-DNA hybrid ribonuclease activity; magnesium ion binding. The transcript has 4 exons. NCBI's taxonomy places the organism in Eukaryota, Metazoa, Arthropoda, Insecta, Diptera, Drosophilidae.